Molecule: messenger RNA, 1092 nt
Organism: Fomitiporia mediterranea MF3/22
Lineage: Eukaryota; Fungi; Basidiomycota; Agaricomycetes; Hymenochaetales; Hymenochaetaceae
Product: Fibrillarin
Exons: 7
Coding region: 37-969 (310 amino acids)
Biological process (GO): rRNA methylation; box C/D sno(s)RNA 3'-end processing
Cellular component (GO): small-subunit processome; nucleolus; box C/D methylation guide snoRNP complex
Molecular function (GO): rRNA methyltransferase activity; histone H2AQ104 methyltransferase activity; RNA binding
Source: RefSeq, a predicted model, not a curated record
GGUCCACCUUCAGUCCUCUGUAAAAGCAUAUACAACAUGGCAUUCGGUGCAUCUGGAGGACGUGGGGGAUUCGGCGGCGGUCGCGGUGCACCUCGAGGUGCUCGGGGCGGACGAGGAGGAUUUGGUGGAGGAGAUCGAGGCGGACGUGGUGGAGUAAGAGGAGGGCGUGGGGGUGGUAGAGGAGCACCUGGAGGCCGAGGAAAACCAAUGGGUCGCGGAGCUAUGCGAGGCGGAAAGAGAGGAGGCGCGAGGGGUGGUGCGAAUGUCAUUGUCGAACCGCACAAGCAUGACGGCGUCUUCAUCGCUAAGGGUAAAGAACACAUGCUCGUUACUAGGAAUCUUGUUCCCGGAGAGUCUGUGUACGGUGAAAAGCGUAUUAGUGUUGACGGUAAGGAGGAAGGCACGAAGGUCGAGUAUCGAGUAUGGAAUCCGUUCCGUAGCAAGCUUGCUGCUGGAAUCUUGGGCGGUGUGGAGGAUAUUUACAUUGCGCCUGGGAAGAAGGUGCUGUACCUUGGUGCUGCUAGUGGGACGAGUGUGAGCCAUGUAGCGGAUGUUGUCGGUCCUGAGGGAACUGUUUAUGCUGUAGAAUUUUCAAACCGCUCCGGUCGUGAUCUUAUCGGCAUGGCCAAAAAGCGAACAAACGUUAUCCCCAUCAUCGAAGAUGCUCGUUAUCCAUCAAAAUAUCGAAUGCUGCUAUCCAUGGUAGACGUAAUCUUCGCAGACGUCGCCCAGCCAGACCAAGCUCGCAUUGUCGCGCUAAACGCGCACCAAUUCCUAAAAGACGGAGGCCAUGUGGUCAUCUCAAUAAAAGCAAAUUGCAUUGACUCAACGGCUCCCGCAGCUGUUGUGUUUGAGAGCGAACGAAACAAAUUGGCAGCAGAGAAAAUCAAGCCGCUCGAACAACUAACUCUUGAGCCGUACGAACGUGAUCACGCGAUGGUUAUCGGCGUCUAUAACCGGCACUUGUAGAAGUUCCGAUGAGUAGUUGUACUAUUUCUAUGCUGGCCUGCUCUGCUGUCACAUAUAUACGGCUUUAUCUCUACUUCUUGAAUUUUGUCUUCCGUGUAAUUCGUCCUUUUCAUUAUAAACGCG